Molecule: messenger RNA, 450 nt
Organism: Ectocarpus siliculosus
Lineage: Eukaryota; Phaeophyceae; Ectocarpales; Ectocarpaceae
Source: the annotation of a GenBank genome assembly
AUGUCAGACACCGACGAUGACUUCGAUAUGCCGGACAGCACGCUGUUCAGCCGGCCUGGCAGCAAAGGCAAGGACAAGGCUUCUUCAACGCAGAACAAGAAGAAAUCGACACCUUCGUUCAUGAGCGGCUUGGAUGCGCUCGUCGCAGAGUCCACCCUCAACGCGGAGAGGUCCGAGAAGAUCAGCGAGAUCAUGAACCUGGCUGAAGACAUUCUCGAAAAGGACUUGCUGAAGACGGAACAGCAGAAAGCAAGGACGGACGCAGCCGAGGCCAAGGACAAGGCGGACCACAAGGCGAUCAUGGAGGACACGUCCAUCAGAAUUCCAGGGGUCAUCCGAGUUUUCCGACAGCCCGAGGAGCAAGGGCCGCCAGAUCUGAGGUUCGAGCCUCCCCAGCCUGAGGGAGAGCUGUCGGUUCUGGCAGAGGCCGUGAAACUCGCUGGUGGGUAG